This is a messenger RNA of Paraphaeosphaeria sporulosa, 2007 nucleotides long. Its product is annotated as cytochrome P450. Gene Ontology annotation, molecular function: oxidoreductase activity, acting on paired donors, with incorporation or reduction of molecular oxygen; heme binding; iron ion binding. The coding region runs from base 331 to 2007 and encodes 558 amino acids. The transcript is spliced from 6 exons. The record is from RefSeq and is a predicted model, not a curated record. NCBI's taxonomy places the organism in Eukaryota, Fungi, Ascomycota, Dothideomycetes, Pleosporales, Didymosphaeriaceae.
GUGGAAAGUACAAUCCCCAGAUAGGUACCUCGCUCUUUGAGAGGUACCAGGUCGCAGACAAUCAGCUCUACCAUGAGCAUGAUGCCCCCUGACCCAAGACCUUGUACGGUACGGCCUGCGAUCAUAGUCGUUGUGUUCUUCGCACCUCCAGCAAUGCCGCUACCAAGCGCGAAAAUCAUGACUGUGACAAUCAUGGGCCACCGCCGACCGAAGAUGUCGCAAAGCUGUGCGAACGUAGGCUGGACAACGGUUUGAGCCAGUAGAAAGCAGUUGGCGACCAGAACGUAUUGAUCCUCAGACGAUAGAGCCGACGAUAUCUCCGCAAGGGCGAUGGCGAUGAUGGAGCCAUCGAGAGACGAUGUAAAGGCGAUCGAACAUAGUGACGCGAUGACUAACCAAAAAAUUGUUUUCACCGUGGGAGCAUCGCUCUUCUCUGCGAUAGUGUAUGUGUUACACAUUGGCUAUCAACGACGCUCCCGGAUCUACCGCUUGCGCAAGCAAGGCGUGGCAAUGCCCCCUGGUUGGAGUUGGUGGUUCGGCCACCUUCGAGUCCUGCACCAGAAGCUGCAACAACUACCCCCCGACGCAAAUGUCUACAUGGCCAUGGAAGAUAUGGUCUCAGACCACGCCGACGCCGAAGUCUUCCUCAUGGAUCUCUGGCCAGUUUUUGCGCCCACGCUCAUGAUAUCGAGUCCCGAAAUCGCAAUGCAGGCCUCGGUGAAAUAUGACUUACCCAAGCCCCGUGACCAUCUUAUCACGAUGAAUGAGCAGCAGUGGAAGAUGUGGAGGUCGCUGUUCAGCUCCGGGUUCAGCGCGGGACAUAUGCUUAGCCUGGUCCCGACGAUCGUGGACUCGGUGGAGGUGUUUUGCGAGAUUUUGAGGGAGCGCGUUGAUAAGGGUGUGUUCCAGCUAGAUGAUAUGGCGGCGAAUCUGGCGAUGGAUAUCAUUACGAAGACGACACUUGACACCGAUCUGAACAACCAGCGUUCAGAGCACGAGAUUUCUCACGCCUUGAAUACGAUACUGGACUGGCAUUCGUUCUGGGGCCCGCGGAUUCUACUCAACCCGUUGAGGCCAGUCGUGCAAUGGUAUUACGGCCGCAAGCGCUUCGAAGAGAUGAAGCGCGAGACAGCCACACCCACUUCGAAUGCGGACCGCCCGAAGAAAGCAAAAUCCGUCGUUGCCCUAGCACUCGAGCAGUACAUCGCGUCGCAGAGCCACACAACCAGCCUGCCUGACCUCCAGCUCGACACCUCCUUCGCCGCCAUCGCCUCCAACCAGAUCCGCCUCUUCAUCUUCGCCGGCAACGACACCACCGCCGCCACCAUCGUCUACACAUACCACCUCCUCUCCCUCCACCCCUCCGCGCUGUCCACCCUCCGCGCCGAACUCGACUCCGUCUUCGGCACCUCCGCCCCCGUCGCGCCCCAACUCCGCGCGAACUCCGCCCUCCUCAACCAAUGCGCCUACACCCUCGCCGUCAUCAAAGAAACGCUGCGGCUCUACCCGCCCGCGUCGUCGCUGCGGGAGGGCACACGCGCCGUCUCGCUGGUAGACAGGAACGGCACCGCGAUUCCCACGGAAGGCCUGAACGCAACACUGAUGCACCGCUUCAUCCACAGCAACGCGCGCGUGUGGCCGCGGGCCCUAGACUUCCUGCCGGAAAGAUGGCUCGUCGCGCCGGGGCACGCGCUCCACGUGCCUGCGGCGCGCGGCGCGUACAGGCCGUUUGAGCUCGGCCCGCGCAACUGCAUCGGGCAGACGCUGGUGCUGAACGAGUUGCGCGUGGUGCUGGCCAUGACGGCGCGAACGUUCCACGUUGCACCGGCGUACGAAGAGUGGGAUGCCAUCUGCGCUGCGAACCAGGGCGUAGCGCGGACGCUGGCGACGAAACUUGGGUUGACCAGGGAUGCGCCGAAGCCCCCGCGAGGGGAGAGGGCGUAUCAGACGUCCAGGUCCGGGGCGCAUCCAGCGGAGAGGUAUCCUUGUCGGGUGACUCUGGUGUGA